GUCAAAUUCAUAAAUAUAAACAAAUAGCUCCAUCGGCUCGUGGAAUUUGAUUCAAACGCAAGACUCGGAUGUUUAGUGAAAUUCGGAAGUAGUUUAUAUCAAUUUCUGCCUUUAUAUCACUCUGCCAUCCCCGAUGUCGGCCACAGAAAAGGACAUCUAUAGAGACACUUUGGUUCGCUAUCUUGGCUACGCGAAUGAAGUUGGGGAAGCGUUUCGACCUAUCGUGAAGAAGAUUUUCGUCCAUGCCAGUUAUGGAGUUGCGGUCAGUUAUGUUCUAGCGGACACCGCGGAUAAGUCUCGGAAACAAUAUGCGAAACCGGAAGCGCUGGGUGGUGGUUCACGUGGUGCAGCCAUCGCAUCGGGGGACACCUUAAUUUGGCAAAUGUUCGCUUCGGUGAUCAUCCCAGGAUUUACAAUAAAUCGAAUAUGCUGGAUAUCCAAAAAGGCGCUUGCGAUGGGUAAAAUUAAGGGACCAGUCAAAAUGUGGGCCCCAACUGCUCUCGGUUUGCUGGCCAUUCCAUUUAUUAUUCACCCGAUCGAUCACGCCAUGGAUUUUGUAAUGGAUGAAACCUAUCGGAAGUUUUUCAAAUAACACUGCGAGGACUUUUAUUCUCGAAAGCAGAAAGACUCACGUACUCACGGGUGCUUACACUUAUUAGCUCAAUUAUUACGCAUAAUUUUUCAACGGUAACGGUAUUGAAUUAAAGAGACUUUAAACUCAGAGAGUUCAUUCGUCUCUAUAAUUUUUCAAGAUUUCAAAUAGCUGUUAAAGAUGUUGAAGCCGCGAAGGGAAGCUCUGUUAUUAGUUUACACUCAAGACAAUUUUCGGUGCUGAAUGAAUUCAAAAUAUAACAAUAAAAUUGCUGUGAUGAUUAUGCA
This is a messenger RNA of Toxorhynchites rutilus septentrionalis, 879 nucleotides long. Its product is annotated as mitochondrial fission process protein 1. The transcript has 4 exons. Gene Ontology annotation, biological process: mitochondrial fission. The coding region runs from base 134 to 592 and encodes 152 amino acids. The record is from RefSeq and is a predicted model, not a curated record. Gene Ontology annotation, cellular component: mitochondrion. NCBI's taxonomy places the organism in Eukaryota, Metazoa, Arthropoda, Insecta, Diptera, Culicidae.